UCGGAGGGCGGGGCCGUGCGCGCUCAGCGCUUCAGAGCAGUGCAUCCUCAGCCCGUCACAAUUCUCCGUAUCUCGGUGAUCCUCUUUCCUGCGCUCGAGCUCCAGCAGUACGGCGCGCUUUUCAUUUAUUUUAAAUAUACAGAUCGAAUAUGUUUUUCUCCUCCUCUGAUGAAUUUACUGAGAUAAUGUUAAACAGAAAACGGGCGGAUUUUUGUUUGUAGCCGCGGGACAGGAUCGGCCACAUCAGGGCACACGGAGCGGAGAGGAGAGCGAUUCUACGGCUUAUUAUAACCAUUGGACGUUAUUCGACGGUACUUUGGAUUACUUUGGUGCGCACUUUGUGACUGGGGUACACCACAGAUAGUACUACAACAGUUUAUCCGCUGUUUCCCUUCAUGUCGCUUUCAUUUAGUGCGUAAUAAAAAGCCCUCUUUAUUUUCGGUGAGCGGGCGAACACUUUGCGCUUUGUGGACGACGGGAAACCAGAAACCUGUAGCAGAAUAAAAGAACAGGACGCCUUUAUUUCAUUUCCAAACAAUCACCUGAACUUGUUUUUUAUCUCUAGUCCCCCCCCCCACCACUGAACUGGACUCAGACAAAUCCAGGAUCAAGAUCAAGAUGCACCGCAGCUGAACCCACGAGUCCGGGAGUCCUGGUGGUGAAAUCGGACUGGACAGACCUCCAACCUCCUUGGUGCUGGACAGGAACUGAAUCAAGAUGACUCUCAGCGGUGCGAUAUUAAGCCUUCUCGCGUUGCUCGUCUUUCUCUCCGCCGGAUCAUCGGCUGCGACUCUGAGCGCUCGUAGAGACACCAUCCUGGGUUCGGAGACUUUCGGCGAUGUGGCAAACUUCAGCACCUUCUUGCUGGACCGCUCAUCGGGCAUGCUGUUCCUGGGUGCCAGGGAUGCCAUACUGGCUGUAGACACCAAGAAGCUCAAUGAAAAAAAACCAUUAAAGAUUAUUUGGGACGUCUCAGACGACAAGAGGAAGUCAUGUGAGGGAAAGGGAAAGACAGAGGGCGACUGCAGGAACUACAUCCGACUGUUGGAGUUCCUAGGAGAUGGUCGCAUCUAUGUGUGCGGUACCUAUGCUUUCGACCCUCAGUGUGCCUUCUUGAAUGCCACUACAUUUACUCUGGAAGAAGUUGAUGGAGUGGUGAGGAUGGAGUCAGGGAAGGGAAAGUGUCCUUUUGAGCCUAGUCAGCAUUACACAGCUAUUAUGGCAGAUGGUCUCCUUUACACAGCAGCUACCAGCAACUUCCUGGGAACACUCUUCGACAUCUCCCGGGCAACGGGCCCUGAGCAGGAGCGCAUCCGAACUGAACGAUCCAUCAACUGGCUCAGCGACCCAGAAUUUGUCAGCUCAGCUUUCAUAGAGCAGUCCGCAGGAAACCCGACAGGAGACGAUGACAAAAUCUACUUCUUCUUUAACGAGGUGGCCAAAGAGUAUGACUUCUACACCAAAGUCAAAGUACCCAGGGUGGCCCGGGUCUGCAAGUCUGAUGUGGGAGGGAUGAAGACUCUGCAGCGACGUUGGACCACCUUUCUCAAGGCUCAGCUGGUGUGCGAGGACAAGCCCAGCGGCCAGCGCUAUAACGUCCUAACUGAUGUUUUCACCAUGCAACAUAUUCCAGGCGACCCCAGCAGCACACACUUCUAUGGACUGUUCACCUCCCAGUGGGAGCAAGUAGACCUGUCGGCCGUGUGUGUUUUCAGCCUGUCUGACAUCAGCAAAGUGUUGGAUGGUCCAUUUAAAGAGCUGAAGAAAAGCUGCGACAACUGGAUCAAUCAUGAGCCGAUCCCCUCACCGCGGCCUGGCCAGUGUUUAAACAGUGCAUUAAAGGCGGAGGGCUUUGAGUCCUCCCUAAAACUUCCUGACAAGGUGCUGACAUUUGUGAGAGACCACCCUCUGAUGGAGAACAGUGUGACUGCAGCAUCCCUGCUGGUUCGAAAGGGAAUCAGUUACACCAAACUGGCUGUAAAUCUGAAGGACGGCAGCGAGGAGCAGAGGGCAGCAGUGCUGUAUCUAGGAACAGACCGUGGGGAGCUCCACCAGGUGGCAGUAGUGGGCCAGAAUGUCACCUUACUGCAGGAGACGACUCUGUUCACAUCACAGGAACCUGUUAACAAUAUAUUACUGCACAAGGGCCACGCUCUGGUGGGCAGCCCUCUGUCUCUGGCUCGUGUCCAAGCUGAAGGCUGCGCUCUGUAUCGCAGCUGUGAGGUGUGCGCCAGAGCCAGAGGACUGGGCUGUGUGUGGAGCACAAAGGAGGAAGCCUGCAAGCAAACAACAGAAGAGCCCGGUCCCGGUGAUGUGGUAGACGCUGCCUUAAAAAAGUGUAAUGUAGCAGAAGGUCGCUGCAAUCCAUCGCCCCAAGUGCUGCAAGUGUUCCGGGGCCUGCGCCUCUUGUUGUCGUGCGUCCAGCUGUCCCCUCGGCCCUGUAGCUGGGAGUAUCCUCCCCACAGACACACCAGGCAGCACAACUCUGACCUGGAGGUGGUUGUCACUGACGACAAUCUGGGAAACUAUGUCUGCACGUGCCAGGAGGGGGGGCCGGCAGUCAGAGACCCCACCCCUUGCCGCAGAGCAGCCUAUUAUCUGACACUAGAAGCUCCCAGUGUCGGAAAAGUAUCAACAUCCGAAGGUCGUCAUAUCCUGGCCUUGUACAUAUUUGCCAUCUUACUAGUUUUAAGUUUUGUCGCCGUCCUUAUCUUCUUUGUGAAACGGCGGUGUGGGAUUGCCCGCGACCUGCCAGAUAAUUCGUUGUCAUCGGGAAAGGGGCGGGACUUGCUGGGUUCCUCGGCCACUCCUCAAUCUCCCAGCAGCUCCAGCCUUUUCUCGGAUGGAUUCCGGAUGGCGGAAAAACGAAACGGGACGGCGACUUCGACCACAACAACCACGCUCCUUAGCAACCAUGGAAACGGUGGGCACAGUUACAGCGACACUCUGAUAAGCAGCAACUCCAGCAACGGCCAUGGGAAUUCUCUGUACGCCAACUGCAACACAAGCGGCAGCGGGAAGAGGCUUGGCCCUGAAUUUCUAUCACCAGAUAUGCUGGACAGAAGGACGGGGGAGCGGGAGAGAGUGAGGUCUGAGGGGGGAGAGAGAGAGUCAGGGGAGGCGGAAGAGGUGGAGGAGGGUCUGAGGGAUGGGUUGGGGGAAGGAAUGAAAAGACUAGAAGAGGAGAUCUCCAGCUUUACCAUGUUUAAAUCACCAGCACCGCUGGCUAGGUGUGAAGAAAGUUCGAUAUGAAAAUGUUCGAUACCAUUUUGCAUCCUCCAAAAAACCUGAAAACUACUGGAAUCAGUGCAAAGUGGCUACUGCCAAAUGCCUUUGAAUACGAGCUGUGACGUGAGAGAGACUUCAGAGAUUUAUGAGAAAUAUAAAUUUAUGUCCAAGCAUGUGAGAGAUCUGUUAUGCACAGAGAGAGCUGCAGGACAGAAAUCAUAUGACAGUGUUGGCAUAGACUUCUUAUAAUGAGUAACUCAGGAUGAGAGCUGUCGCCGAUGUACAUAUAAAUGUAAAUAUGAGCAGUGUGAACAGGUGAUAAUGGACUUGAAACUGAGUGAUUACAUAAUUCUAAUAUUACAAAGAAUCAAAGAUGAAACGUCUACAUCUGUAGACAUGGAAAAGCCAUAUUGUCUUUCUCCUUAACCCCUGUUGUUGUUUGCUCUCAUUUGCUUCUCCUGGAAAGGAAAAGUGCACUUCUCUCUCACCGCCUGUCUCUCUGUCUCUUGCUGUCUGUGCUUCUCUUUUUCACACACACCACUUGAAUCCCAAAACUCGAUGGGAUCAAAGGCACCAAAGGACUGCUGAGCCAUAGACUGCCCGGUCAGACCUGGGCCUCAAACAGAGAAACGUCACCGACAGAGAUUUAGAACCAUAAAUUCACUGAGGAGCCUUCACAUGGACUGCAGUGACUGUGACGGGGCUGUCCCUCUCUGCUCUGCCGAAGAUGUGCAGAGGCUGAUAGGUUCAAGGUCCGUCAGACUUGUGUCACUGUGGAAAAGUGUAGUUGCAGCGAAGACGCGAGAAACUGAAUGCUGCUUUCUGUCACUGCUCAGAUUCACCAUCACUGAGACAGAAGUCGUUCAAAGGAUGUGAAAUUCAUUUCAGUCUCUAGGAAUGGACCUUAUAGACUCAAAGACACCAUCACCUCAUGUUGUGAGUGUGGAUUUUAACAUAAAGUGUAUUGUUUUGUCACGUUGUUUUGUAAUAAAACAUUUAAAAAGUUA
Pundamilia nyererei is the source of this 4235-nucleotide messenger RNA. It is a transcript of the gene sema4f, whose product is annotated as sema domain, immunoglobulin domain (Ig), transmembrane domain (TM) and short cytoplasmic domain, (semaphorin) 4F. Gene Ontology annotation, molecular function: chemorepellent activity; semaphorin receptor binding. Gene Ontology annotation, biological process: negative chemotaxis; positive regulation of cell migration; semaphorin-plexin signaling pathway. Gene Ontology annotation, cellular component: plasma membrane. NCBI's taxonomy places the organism in Eukaryota, Metazoa, Chordata, Actinopteri, Cichliformes, Cichlidae. The transcript is spliced from 15 exons. The coding region runs from base 718 to 3252 and encodes 844 amino acids. The record is from RefSeq and is a predicted model, not a curated record.